This is a messenger RNA of Balaenoptera musculus (blue whale), 7565 nucleotides long. RefSeq names its product dual oxidase 2 (gene DUOX2). Bases 1936 to 6369 code for a protein of 1477 amino acids. Gene Ontology annotation, biological process: defense response; superoxide anion generation; response to oxidative stress. The transcript is spliced from 33 exons. Lineage: Eukaryota; Metazoa; Chordata; Mammalia; Artiodactyla; Balaenopteridae. Gene Ontology annotation, molecular function: peroxidase activity; calcium ion binding; heme binding. The record is from RefSeq and is a predicted model, not a curated record. Gene Ontology annotation, cellular component: plasma membrane; NADPH oxidase complex.
GGUGGAAGAGUGGGCACUAGAAAGAGCCUACUAGAAAGAGAAUGGGAAGAGGGAGCGGGAACCCAUUCCCAGUUCUCCAUUUUCCCAGGUGCCCUCUGGCCACCUCCUUCCUCACCCCAGGUCCCCUCCCCCUCCACUGCAUCACACACUCACCCACAAUUUCUGCUCCUAUGAACAGGCUGAGGAGAACUCUCACCAACCAGAACCAGCGCUGCAGGAACAGGAACCUGGUCAGGACUGGGUACUGCCCAACCAGAGUCCCCAAGCUCUCCCUUGACCCCGUGCCACCCAGGCCUUUAGUGCUUCUGCAACUUCUCUCUCUUGCCCACUUUCCCCCAGUUACAUUCCUGACCUUUAAAGGCUGAAGUCAAGUCAUGCAAGUCCGUCUGAGCCACUGGCAUUUCUAAUGUUUUCUGGCUGCAUGCUUCUGCCUCCCAGCCCCAUUUCCCAGUCCACCCUGCAACUGGGCUGUCUCUACCUGGUGCUCUCCCACCACCUUCAUCCCCUUUCCUCUCCAGCUAUCUGACUCCUAGUCCUGGUCCCACCUCCUGCUUGGGUCACUGCCAUGAUGAGGCUCAGUGAGUCCAGAAGUGCUAGGCAGGCAGCGGUCACCUCCCUCAGGAGAGGGAGGCCUCAAGGUCUGGUCACCAAGUAGAGGAGGUGCGAACACAACCUCUCAGAUAUUACUAGGUGUGCCAGUUUCCCAGAAAACCAACACAAGACUCAGGGAGGCUAGGUCCUCCUAGACUUGAAAAACAGACAACUUAGGUUCUGGGAGAGGAGGGAAUCUAAGAAAAAGUGCCCAGUCUGCUACAACUUCAAAGAAAUUUCUGUGGAGAAAUCUCUGUCGUUAGGAUGGGGGCUCCCACACACAUGACUCAACCCAGUGCACAGCUGAAACACAGCAGUAUGAGUUGCUGGUUUCUGUCCUCUUGGCCAGAAGGUCAUCGCCUGAGGUCGGGAUGGGAGUGGGAUGGGAGUGGAGGUGCAGCCUGAGGAGAGGCAGGAGACCCCUGCAGCACGUGAAGACUAGAACUGGCCCCAGGAUUACUGGACUGGGCUCCCACUCUCUGCAGCAGCCUCCUGAAUGUUCCAGCUGGGGUCAGCCUCUGGAUGUCUUGUAUGGGACCUCUCCCUAACCUUGGGAAGGGGUGCUUGCUGGGCCAGACGUCUGGCUAUGCUCCACCUGUCUGGUUCAGUGCUUCAGUUUGACUAUUCAUGGAAGAUAUUGCCGCCGUCUUAACUGUCCUGUCCUCCAGAGACAUGCUGUCCAUGACGCCCUCCACCCCCAGACCCAAGCUUCUAGUACCCCCUUACCGAGUGGCCACGAAUCCCGGGUAAGAUGAGUAGGAAGCUGGCAGCCAAGGCCAAGAACACCAGAAUGACAAUGAGUAGCGGGACGCUGAUGCCGGCGGCAUGCCGGGGCUGAGGGUAGAAGGGCAGCACACCGUUCCACAGAGUCAUGCUGCAACCCGGCCGAGCUGGGUCUGUUCCAGCGGGGAGAGCGGUCACUGGCGUCCGAGCCCGGAUCCCACUUCCCUUUACCCCGUUCCCUGCGUGCGAGGACUGGACCCAAUGGACAAGUCAAGUCUGAGCGCCUCGGCUCGCCCCUGAGGAAGCGCAGCAGCUAGCUGCCCUCAGGCUCUCUGGGUUGGCCGGGACGGAGUUAGGUAGGUGGGAGAGCGGGCUCCGCGUGUUCACUCUGCGUUUGGAAGUCGCACAGGACCUGAAAUCCUUUUUAUAGCAGCCUGGGCAGCGUGACGAGCCGUGUCGGGGCUUUGCAGCCAGGUCCCAGAGGGAAGAGAUCAUGCAAACGAGAGGCGGAGGUCGCUAUGCAAAUGAGAGGAGCCCCACCUGCAUAGCAAGAGGGAGAAGCAGUUCCUGAGGGGUAGGAUUCAAGGCUUUGUUCGGGACCUGGGAGGCUGGAGGGUCAGCAUGCUCCGCGCAAGGCCAGAGGCACUGGUGCUCCUGGGAGCUCUGCUGACUGCACUCCUGGACCCAGCGGGCGGCCAGGACUCACUGUCGCUGACCUGGGAAGUGCAGCGCUAUGACGGCUGGUUCAACAACCUGAGGCACCACGAGCGUGGCGCUGCCGGCUCCCGACUGCGGCGCCUUGUACCAGCUAAUUAUGCGGACGGCGUGUAUCAGGCUCUGGGGGAGCCGCUGCUGCCCAACCCGCGCCGACUCAGCAACACCACCAUGCGGGGCGCAGCCGGGCGGCCAUCCGGCCGCAAUCGCACAGUGCUGGGGGUCUUCUUCGGCUACCACGUGCUCUCGGACCUGGUGAGCGUGGAAAAGCCUGGCUGCCCGGCCGAGUUCCUCAACAUCCACAUCCCGCCCGGAGACCCCGUGUUCGAUCGCGACCAGAGCGGGGACGUGGUGCUGCCCUUCCAGAGGAGCCGCUGGGACCCCGAGACCGGACAGAGCCCCAGCAACCCCCGGGACCUGACCAACGAGGUGACGGGCUGGCUGGACGGCAGCGCCAUCUAUGGCUCCUCGCACUCCUGGAGCGACGAGCUGCGGAGCUUCUCCGGGGGGCGUCUGGAGUCGGGGCCCGACCGCGCCUUCCCCCGGGACGCGCACGACCCGCUGCUUAUGUGGACGGCGCCCGACCCCGCCACGGGACGGCGCGGGCCCCGGGGGCUGUACGCCUUCGGGGCGGAGCGAGGGAACCGCGAGCCCUUCCUGCAGGCGCUGGGCCUGCUCUGGUUCCGCUACCACAACCUGUGGGCGCAGAGGCUGGCCCGCCAGCACCCGCUCUGGGGGGACGAGGAGCUGUUCCAGCACGCGCGCAAGAGGGUCAUCGCCACCUACCAGAACAUCGCGAUGUAUGAGUGGCUGCCCAGCUUCCUGCAGCAAGCACCGCCGAAUUACACAGAGUACCGCCCUUUCCUGGACCCCAGCAUCUCUCCGGAGUUCCUGGCGGCCUCUGAGCAGUUCUUCUCCACCAUGGUGCCCCCUGGCGUCUACAUGAGAAACACCAGCUGUCAUUUCCAGAUGGUCCUGAAUGAGGGUUUUGGCAGCUCCCCAGCUCUCAGAGUCUGCAACAGCUACUGGAUUCGGGAGAACCCCAAUCUGAACAGUGCCGAGGCAGUGAAUCAGCUGCUGCUGGGAAUGGCCUCCCAGAUUUCGGAGCUGGAGGACAGGAUAGUGGUUGAAGAUCUGAGGGAUUACUGGCCUGGCCCUGGCAAGUUCUCCCGCACUGACUAUGUGGCCAGCAGCAUCCAACGUGGCCGAGAUAUGGGGCUGCCCAGCUAUAGCCAAGCCCGACAGGCCUUGGGGCUGGAGACCCCAGAGAACUGGAGUGACCUCAACCGCAACGUGGACCCUCAGGUGCUGGAGGCCACAGCCGCCCUGUACAACCAGGACCUGUCCCGGCUGGAGCUACUCCCCGGGGGGCUCCUGGAGAGCCAUGGGGACCCUGGACCCCUCUUCAGCGCCAUCGUCCUCGAUCAGUUUGUGCGACUGCGGGAUGGCGACCGCUACUGGUUUGAGAACAGCAGGAAUGGGCUAUUCUCCAUGGAGGAAAUUGCAGAAAUCAGAAACACCACUCUUCGGGACGUGCUGGUGGCUGUCACCCGCGUGAACCAUGGUGCCCUGCAGCCCAAUGUCUUUAUUUGGCAACAAGGUGCACCCUGCCCUCAGCCCCGGCAACUCACAAGUGAAGACUUGCCCCCCUGUGUGCCCCUGACUGUGACUGAUUUCUUCGAGGGCAGUGGUCCUGGUUUUGGCAUCACCAUCGUGGCUCUGUGCUGUCUCCCACUAGUGAGCCUGCUUAUCUCUGGGGUGGUGGCCUAUUUCCGGGGCCAAGAGCGCAAGAAGCUACAAAAGAAAGGCAGAGAGAGUGUGAAGAAGGAAGCAGCCGAAGAUGGAGUGUCAGCGAUGGAGUGGCCGGGACCCAGGGAGAGGGGCUAUCCCAUCACCAUCCAGCUGCUCCCAGACAGGCGUCUGCAGGUCCUGGACAGGCGUCUCUCUGUGCUCCGCACUGUCCAGCUGCGGCCCCCGCAGCAGGUCCACCUCAUCCUGUCCAGCAACCGCGGACGCCGCACCCUGCUGCUCAAGAUCCCCAAGGAGUAUGACCUGGUGAUGCUGUUUAACUCCGAGGAAGAGCGAGGCACCUUCGUGCAGCAUCUGCAGGGCUUCUGUGUGAGCUGGGCUCUGGGCCUUGAUGUGGCUGAGAUGAGUGAGCCUGAGCUGUUCAGGAAGGCUGUGACCAAGCAGCAGCGGGGCCGCAUCCUGGAGGUCUUCUUCAGACACCUCUUUGCCCAGGUGCUGGACAUCGACCAGGCAGACGCAGGGACCCUGCCCCUGGACUCGUCACAGAAGGUGCGGGAGGCCCUGGCAUGUGAGCUGAGCCGGGCUGAGUUUGCCGAGUCCCUGGGCCUCAAGCCCCAGGACAUGUUUGUGGAGUCCAUGUUUUCUCUGGCCGACAAGGACGGCAAUGGCUACCUGUCCUUCCGGGAGUUCCUGGACGUCCUGGUGGUCUUCAUGAAAGGCUCCCCAGAGGACAAGUCCCGCUUGAUGUUCACCAUGUAUGACCUUGAUGGGAAUGGCUUCCUCUCCAAGGACGAGUUCUUUACCAUGAUGCGGUCCUUCAUCGAGAUCUCCAACAACUGCCUGUCCAAGGCCCAGCUGGCCGAGGUGGUGGAGUCCAUGUUCCGGGAGUCGGGCUUCCAGGACAAGCAGGAGCUGACAUGGGAGGACUUCCACUUCAUGCUGCGGGACCACGACAACGAGCUCCGCCGCACCCAGCUCUGCGUCAAGGGUGGAGGUGGAGGUAUUGGAGACAUUCUUAAACCAAACGUCAGCUGUCGAGUGUCAUUCAUCACUCGGACUUCUGGGGAACGUUUUUGCCCUCAGGGAGUGGGGCUCCCUGUCUCAGAAGCCCCAGAGUUGGGAGGCCCUGGGCUGAAGAAGAGGUUUGGCAAAAAGGCAGUGGUACCCCCUCCCCGGCUAUACACAGAGGCGCUGCAGGAGAAGAUGCAGCGGGGCUUCCUGGCCCAGAAGCUGCAGCAGUACAAGCGCUUCGUGGAGAACUACCGGCGGCACAUCGUGGCCGUGGCAAUCUUCUCAGCCAUCUGUGCCGGCCUGUUUGUGGAGCGUGCUUACUACUAUGCCUUUGCCUCGCCACCCUCGGGCAUUGCAGAGACCACCCUCGUGGGCAUCAUCCUGUCGCGGGGCACGGCGGCCAGCGUCUCCUUCAUGUUCUCCUACAUCCUGCUCACCAUGUGCCGCAACCUCAUCACCUUCCUGCGAGAGACCUUCCUCAACCGCUACAUACCCUUCGACGCCGCCGUGGACUUCCAUCGCUGGAUCGCCAUGGCUGCUGUCGUCCUGGCCAUUUUGCACAGUGCUGGCCACGUGGUGAAUGUCUACAUCUUCUCAGUCAGCCCCCUCAGCCUGCUGGCCUGCAUCUUCCCCAGCGUCUUUGUGAAUGAUGGGUAUGACAGGGGUGCUCCUGCUCCUGGUUCUCGCCAUCAUGUACAUCUUUGCCUCCCACCACUUCCGGCGCCGCAGCUUCCGGGGCUUCUGGUUGACCCACCACCUCUACAUCCUGCUCUAUGUGCUGGAGUGACCCACCUCGAGUUCCAGCGGCCCCAAGGCUUUGAGUACAAGUCAGGACAGUGGGUGCGGAUCGCCUGCCUGGCUCUGGGGACCAACGAGUACCACCCCUUCACCCUGACUUCUGCGCCCCAUGAGGACACGCUUAGCCUGCACAUCCGGGCAGUAGGACCCUGGACCACCCGCCUCAGGGAGAUCUACUCACCCCCGACGGGUGACAGCUGUGCCAAACAUCCAAAGCUGUACCUCGAUGGACCAUUUGGAGAGGGCCACCAGGAGUGGCAUAAGUUUGAGGUGUCCGUGCUGGUGGGAGGGGGCAUUGGGGUCACCCCCUUUGCCUCCAUCCUCAAAGACCUGGUCUUCAAGUCAUCCUUAGGCAGCCAAAUGCUCUGUAAAAAGAUCUACUUCAUCUGGGUGACACGGACCCAGCGGCAGUUUGAGUGGCUGGCUGACAUCAUCCGGGAGGUGGAGGAGAAUGACCACCAGGACCUGGUGUCCGUGCACAUCUACAUCACCCAGCUGGCUGAGAAGUUUGACCUCAGGACCACCAUGCUGUACAUCUGUGAGCGGCACUUCCAGAAGGUGCUGAACCGGAGUCUGUUCACGGGCUUGCGCUCCAUCACCCACUUUGGCCGACCCCCCUUCGAGCCCUUCUUCAACUCUCUGCAGGAGGUCCACCCAAAGGUGAGGAAGAUCGGGGUGUUUAGCUGCGGCCCUCCAGGAAUGACCAAGAAUGUAGAGAAGGCCUGUCAGCUCAUCAACAGGAAGGACCAGGCCCACUUUGUGCACCACUAUGAGAACUUCUGAGCCCUCCCUCCCUGGUUCCGGAUCCCUCCAUGGACCAGCCCUGCCUGCAGUUUCUGUCAGAAUUCACCUCUGGCCUUAGCUGGAGAGCUGGAAGAGCCUCUCCCUCAUUACCCCAUCUGUCCCAGGCUCUGAGAAGAUAGAGGAGGCCCUUCUAGCUUAAGCCACAACAGGCUGUGGCAGACAAAGUAGGGAGGGGACAGUCCCUGCCCUGUGACAACUAUGGAGGUGAAGAGAUACAACCGCAUUUUCCUCUGAUAGGUCCCCAUGUCUGUUUUCCUUCCAGAAAAUCAAUGUAUUGCUUGGUAUUUUCUAGGCCUAGGCAUUUGAGGGAGGACAGGGUGGGGAUACCUGGUGUGAAGAGAGGGUUCAGAGUGAGAAUCUCCUUAGAGCCCAGCUUAGAAGUUGCGAUGCUAAACCUGGAUGGCCUGCCUGCCUCAAUUCAGUCUCCGAGGCCUUUUCCCUCCAGCUCUACCCCCCAACCCAUUCCUGCUCCUAGAGUAUCAGGAACCCUGAGGAGCAACCAGCAACGCCCGCUGCCCUCACCUCUUGGCUGGCCCUUAGCCUGCUGGAGCAGCCCCUCAGCUCUGGUACCAAGGGAGUCCAGCCUCUCUGCCAAUCAUCCAGAGUUCCCACUCAGCUCCCCUCCUCCACAGGACUUGGAUGACCAACUGUCCCAGUUUGCCCAGGACUCUCCCAGUCUUGGCACUGAAAGCCUCUUGUCCUAGGAUACCCCUCAGUCCCAGGCAAAUCAGGACAGUUGGUCACCUUCCACAGGAGCCAAUCUGGGACAUCACCUCCAUAUUCUUUAAGACCCUUCCUUUUCCUUCUUCAACUGGCUCUUUCCUCAAAAGCUAAGCUUUAAUUAAAAAAAAACAAAAGGUAUAAUUUGCAUAAAGUGUACAGAUCUUAAAGUUACCAUGUACUACAUGUGUUACUACUACCCAAAUCAAGAUAUAGAACAUUUCCAUCACCCCAGAAACUUCCCUUGUACCCCUUCCAGUCAGUCUCCCCAGGCCUUAGAAGCAACCACAGAUGUGAUUUUUUGUUAUCACUCCAGAUUCAUUUGGUCAUACUGAAUGUACUCUUUUGAAACUGGCUUGUUUUACUCAGCACAAUGUCUCUGUGAUUCAUCCAUGUUGUUGUAUAUAUCAGUAGUUUGUUCCUUUUUAUUGAUGUGUCAUAUUCCAUUAUAGAGA